Molecule: messenger RNA, 660 nt
Organism: Emys orbicularis (European pond turtle)
Lineage: Eukaryota; Metazoa; Chordata; Testudines; Emydidae
Gene: IFI6
Product: interferon alpha inducible protein 6
Exons: 5
Coding region: 91-495 (134 amino acids)
Biological process (GO): apoptotic signaling pathway
Cellular component (GO): membrane; mitochondrion
Source: RefSeq, a predicted model, not a curated record
CCUGUAGCAGCUACAUCCUGAUCUGCAGGGAGGCUGCUUGUCCUCGGCUGUGCAAGGUGCCUAAGAGGAAGAAAACCCCCCUCGGGCGCCAUGUGGCAGCAGUCCCAGCUUCUCUUCCUGCUGUGUCUGGUUCUGUCCGGCGGCUCUGCUGACAAGUUUACAGAUGAUGAAGAGGAGGAUGGCUGCACAUUAAUAGAUGCUCUCCCAUACGUGGUCGUGGGAGGAGCUGCUCUGAUGUACGCGGGACCAGCCCUGCUGGCUACAUUGGGGUUCCAGGCCACCGGCAUAGCAGCCAACUCCGUGGGUUCCUGGCUGAUGAGCUGGUCUGCCAUAAGUUCAGGAGGCGGCGUGCCUGCAGGGGGAGUCGUGGCCACGCUCCAGAGCCUCGGGGCUCAAGCAGGCAGCGUGGCCUGGGGGUCGGUCGGCUCCAAGCUGGGCUACACCGUCCACCAGAACUUCAUCUGCGGCAAGAAGCAGAAGUCCAAGAAGCAGUAAUCCCCCUCCCCCGCAGCUCUCCUCUCGCCGGCUGUCGGGAAAGCUACCUCUGGGCUCGCCAUACCGAGCCUGGGCAUAGGCAUAGUUUGACUUCUGUAUUUGGGGGAAGGGGUUUGAUGUAAUUCUCCAGGUGUCUGCUCUAAUUCCUACUGAAAUCAAUAGGUG